AUGAAGAACCNACCAGUCGAGGCUACUGGUUCUGGUUCCACUCCAGAUGUGUCUAUUCCUGUCAAAUUCCAAGAACCUGAAAUCAUUCCUGUAUACCCCGAUCGCGAAGUUAAUUGUACAUUGCCCUUAAAAUAUCAACAAGAAAUUGUCGAGGAUAUGUUAACAAAAGAUGGAUUGUUAAUCCUAGGAUAUGGGUUAGGCUGGGACUUGAUAACAGCCAAUCUACUACAUGCCUUAAGCUCUCCAUUUAUCACAUUGGGUAACCAACUGCAGAAACGAAGGGGAUUAAUAUUUGUACUUAAUAUGCGAGAAGAUGAGAUGAUUCGAUUGCGAGAAGAAUUGAUUGGAUUAAGUUGGCUUGAAGAUGAACAGGAUGAUUCAUUUACUGUAAUAACAGGUGACUCCUCAUCCACAAAGAGACGUGAGAUUUAUUCGGAUGGUGGUAUAAUUUCAAUUACAUCGCGAGUCUUGGUUGUGGAUUUAUUGUCAGGGAUGAUUGCUCCUAAUGAUAUCACUGGAUUAUUUAUCCUACACGCAGAAAGAAUAAGAGAAACGUCUAAUGAUUCCUUCAUUAUCAAUAUUUACAGAGAUCAAAACCAAUGGGGAUUUAUUAAAGCAUUUUCCGACCAACCUGAGUCAUUUACUGGGUUUACUCCUUUGGCAACCAAACUAAAAAUUCUAAGGCUAUCGAAUGUUUUCCUAUGGCCACGAUUCCACGUCACGAUAUCACAAUCAUUUAAUAUAAGAGGAAAGAAACUUCAAGAUGCAAGGAAGUUCGUCACAGAGAUAAACAUAAAACUUUCGUAUAAAAUGCAAAAAAUCCAAUCAGCAAUUCUUUCAUGUAUUCAAGCUUGUCUUGGAGAAUUGAAAAGACACAAUGGAGAAUUGGCUACUGAAUAUUGGGAUAUGGCAAAUGUGCAUGAUCCCGAUUUCGUGAGAAAUAUUAGAGGCUCAUUGGAAUCACAAUGGCAUAGAUUGACAUUUACGACAAAACAAUUAGUUGGGGAUUUGAGUACUUUACUUGAGUUGCUAAGGGAAUUACUUAUUCUUGACUCAAUUAGUUAUUAUCAAAUUGUCCAAGGUAUCGUCGAUGCAAAUAUAAAACAUCAAAGAUCUGGAGUUAAUUCGUCAAUGAGUCCUUGGCUUAAUUUGGAUGAAUCAAACACGAUUAUAAGCUUUGCUAAAGAAAGGGCAUUAGGGAAAUAUAAUGAUGAAUAUAUUUUGGAAGAGCUACCCAAAUGGAACGAAUUGGGGUUGUUAAUCGAUGAUAUUUUGUAUGAAAAGAGUGUAUCCAACUUAAGAGAUCAAGGACCGAUAUUGAUAAUGUGCACUUCAAAGAAGAUUGCGAGACAAUUGAGUACACUAUUGGAAACAAUGAAACAAGAAAAAGCUUCAGGUAAGAGAGUCUUUACAUGUCGUAAGUACAUGAUAAGGAAAUUGCAUGACUACCUAGCCUGGAAAGAGUUUAAUUCUUUGGCAAGUAAAAUUAAUUCAGAAAUAAAUGCCGAAGAACAAGCAAAAACGGGUACAACCGAAGAAGAAGAAGAUCCUGAAAAGCUUUCAACUUCUAAAACAUUUAGUAGGAGCGGUCAGCCAAUUAGUAAAAGAAGAAGAACAAGAGGUGCCAGUGCCACAGCAAGAGUGUCAAGAAUGUAUUCGACUGCCACCGAAUCCGAAUCCGCAGAUAUCGAUGAAAAUAUCUUAAAGGAUUUAGAAGAGCAAGAAGACGUUAACGAAGAGCACGAUGAGGAUGACGAUGAUGAUGACGAAGAAGUUGAAGUGGUAAAAAAUCCAAUUGAUAAUGACAUUGAGGAAAUACAAUUCUCAGUUGACCAUCUUGAAAUCACCCAUGUUGAUAGAGAGGAUGAAAUAUUUAUACAUGCAUACAAUGACAGCAAUGGAACCUCGGUAUUACAAGAAAUCUCUCCAUCUCAUAUCAUAAUGUAUGAACCGGACUUGUCUUUCUAUAGAAGAGUAGAAAUAUUCCAAGCCAUUAAUCAUGAGAAUCCAGCUAAGAUAUAUCUGAUGUAUUAUGGAGAUUCAAUAGAAGAACAAAAGCAUUUGGAAAGGAUCAGAAAGGAAAAAGAAGCAUUUUCGAAAUUGAUUAAAGAGAAAGCAAGUUUGAGUAAACAUUUUGAGACUUCUGAUGAUAAUUAUAAAUUUCAAAUUCAACGAAAUCAAGUAGUGAAUACCAGAAUUGCCGGUGGUAGAUUUCGAACAGAGACCGAUGAGAUGCGAGUUGUGGUUGAUGUAAGAGAGUUUAGAUCUUCGCUUCCAAAUUUACUAUACAGAGUGGGUAUAAAAGUGGUACCUUGUAUGAUAACGGUUGGUGACUAUAUCGUUUCACCUAAGAUAUGUGUCGAAAGGAAAUCUAUUCCAGAUUUAAUAUCGAGUUUCAAAAGUGGAAGAUUAUAUACUCAAUGUGAGCAAAUGUUUAAGCAUUAUGAAUUGCCAACUUUAUUAAUCGAGUUUGAUGAAAAUAAAUCUUUUUCAUUGGAACCAUUUUCAGAAACCAGAUUCCAAAGAGUUACAACACGAAACCCCACAGCAAAUAAUAAAAUCCAACAAAACAUUCAAGCCAAGCUACUACUGUUAUUAAUUGCAUUUCCAAAAUUAAAGAUCAUUUGGUCUUCGUCACCUUACGAAACAGCACAAAUCUUCUUGGAAUUAAAAGCCAAUCAAGAAGAACCGGACGUUGGAUUGGCUUUGGAUAAGGGAGUCAACAAAUCGGUUAUAACAGAAGACGGAGGACCACCAGUGUUUAAUGACGAUCCGAUUGAUUUCAUUCAAAAUAUCCCAGGAAUCAAUGCACAGAAUUAUUAUAUGAUUAUUCAAAAAGUUAAAAACAUUGAACAAUUAGUACAAUUAUCAAAACCCCAAUUUGAGAAACUUUUGGGAAAAGAAAAUGGAAGAAAGGCGUACAAUUUUAUUAACCAGAAGAUCGCAUAA
Molecule: messenger RNA, 2949 nt
Organism: Hemisphaericaspora subhashii
Lineage: Eukaryota; Fungi; Ascomycota; Pichiomycetes; Serinales; Debaryomycetaceae
Gene: RAD1
Product: ssDNA endodeoxyribonuclease
Exons: 1
Coding region: 1-2949 (982 amino acids)
Biological process (GO): nucleotide-excision repair involved in interstrand cross-link repair; double-strand break repair via single-strand annealing, removal of nonhomologous ends; resolution of meiotic recombination intermediates
Cellular component (GO): nucleotide-excision repair factor 1 complex
Molecular function (GO): single-stranded DNA endonuclease activity; single-stranded DNA binding; damaged DNA binding
Source: RefSeq, a predicted model, not a curated record